Molecule: messenger RNA, 1314 nt
Organism: Branchiostoma floridae (Florida lancelet)
Lineage: Eukaryota; Metazoa; Chordata; Leptocardii; Amphioxiformes; Branchiostomatidae
Product: peroxisomal acyl-coenzyme A oxidase 1-like
Exons: 2
Coding region: 42-266 (74 amino acids)
Biological process (GO): very long-chain fatty acid metabolic process; fatty acid beta-oxidation using acyl-CoA oxidase; lipid homeostasis
Cellular component (GO): peroxisome
Molecular function (GO): FAD binding; fatty acid binding
Source: RefSeq, a predicted model, not a curated record
GCCACCUGACAGGUCCAGAUCUCCAAUCGGCCCGUUCUGAGAUGUGCUUGCUACUGUCCAAGGUCCGCUCCGAUGCCGUGCCUCUGGUGGACGCCUUUGACUUCCCCGACCAGAUACUGCAGUCCGUACUCGGCCGGUACGACGGCAGGGUGUAUGAAAAUCUUUACGAAUGGGCAAAGAAGUCUCCUCUUAACAAGUCUGAGGUACACGAGUCGUACUAUAAGUACCUUCAGCCCUUCUUACAGAAGAACAGGGCCAAGCUGUGAAGGAAAUCUUAAGAUUUCCUCCUGGAAUUAUAAGAUUAUGGAAAAGAAUCCCUUCCAGGCUCAAGGAAUUAGGAUUACAAUUAAUAUAUCUUGUUGGCUAUUUCUUGCCCAUGAGUCUUUAACUUGAUAAUAUUUGAUAUUCUAAAUGGAUGAUAUUCUAAUGAAAUAUUCAAUUAUAAAAUGUUGAGGUUUUUACCUGAGAUCAUACCUUCAAGCAAGUAAGCAUACCUUCCAGUGGGUAAUAAAAUAUCACUGAUUUUAUUGUCUUUGUUGGCAUAAGUAUCAUCAUCUAGAGUACAAAGUAUGAUUUAGAGUUUAAGUUAGAUAACACAGUACUAUAAUAAUUGUAUAUGUCACUGCAGAGGUUGUGAUUCAGGACAAUUGACAGAUUGCAAUCAGAGUCUCUCCUAGGACAGACUGUGAUCGGAAUCUGUAUCUGUAUCUAUAUAACCGGUAUAACUGCCCUGAGGCAUAACACACCAGCUUCGCAGGCACGCGGCGCGGCAGCAGCUGGUUAUAUUACACUGAACGAUCUGUCACACCUAACUUUUGCACCUCUAUCUGCAAGCUUUCUUUAAAACUACCCAGAGAAGAUGCCCCUUACUGUCUAUCCUAGGACAAUCAGCGAUACUGUCUUUAAGUUUACAGAUUGUACAAUUAGCUCCUAGGACAGACUCAAAUUCUAAGGACAAUCUCCAAUUCUACUAGAAGAAAUUCUGAUUGCACUGUUUUAAAAAAUAUUCUGAAUCUUAACUUGAAAGUUCAUCUGUGUUGAUAUAUAUAUAUUCUGGAAAAGUUAAACUGCAAUUUCCAACACAAAAAUUGGACUUACACUUGAACUUUUCGACUGAACACUCGGCUUCAGUCUUUGUCAAGGAAUUGACAAUCUCGUGUUGAAAAUUGCAGUUUAAUUUUUCAAGAAUAUAAUGAAUCAUUGCCUAACUCUUGGCAGAGUUACACCUAGUUGCUACUUGUGUAUUUUUCCACACAAGCAAGUGUAUUUGACAUUUUGGGUAAUAUUGAAUGAAAAAUCCAAUGUAGGGUGGUA